Molecule: messenger RNA, 1488 nt
Organism: Cylicocyclus nassatus
Lineage: Eukaryota; Metazoa; Nematoda; Chromadorea; Rhabditida; Strongylidae
Source: the annotation of a GenBank genome assembly
AUGGGCGUGGCAAGUCAAACGGUGACCAUGCGGAUGGGUGGUGUACUGCCCAUCGAUCUAAGCUGUGAUUGGCUGAGCGUGAUCCUGGAAGAAAAGGUGGAAAAUAUCCAUCUCGGUGAAACCACAGCUAAGCUUUGCCCAGCGGGCCUCCAGCCGCUAACAGGAGUGCGUCACGUGCGAACCUGUGAGGACGAAUGCCCCUAUGGAUCUACAUGUAUAAAAGGAAUAUGUUGCAUGCGACAACCAUCUUGUAAUCACUUCACUUAUAAGCACCCCUCACAAUAUUCCUGCCUACCUCGAGUCAAGCAAAAUUGUCCAGACGGAUACAAAUGUGUGCCAAGUACGCAAGACGGAAUGCAUAUUUGUUGCUCAUCAAAACCACCGCGUGUAGCACGCGUUCCGCCGGAACAGACAGUUUGUCCUGCAAGUCAUCCAGUAAUAAGCAAUGAUCGCCACCAUCUUCGUCUUUGUUCGGAAUGCCAAAACGGUGUCUGCACACCAUUUCGCUCCUCCGACAUAAGCGUCUGCUGCCAUUCUUCGAGCGCCUUCUGCGGGCCCGGAAGCAGCGUUGAGCUCGAUGGUUUGUUAGCCAGGGACUGCUCGAAAUUUCCAUGCAGCGAAGGAUAUGAAUGCUCGCUUGCACCAUCUGGCAGUCGUGUAUGUUGCUCGUUAGCAGAUUGUUCCAACGGACAACGAGCGCGAGCAGUCUGCGCAGCCGGGUGUCGUCGGGAUGAGAAAUGUGAGGUGAUUCUGGGACAACGAUGGUGCUGUCCCACUGUGCCAAGUAGAUGCCCGGAUGGUAGAAAGAGCGGAUCUUCUUGCUCUCCGAUAGCGUCCACAUGUGAUGAAGGAUACGAAUGCAUGGAGAAUGAAAAGCGAGAUGAUUACAUCUGCUGUCAGAUUUCUUCUUCGAAGAAAGAUUUCAUGAGCUUAAUCAAAGCAGUCAAACUAUCGAAGCGACCUCUACCAACCUCUGCAUUUACAACAUAUGCGCCUCUGGUUGAAACAACGACCACGUUUCCCAGUAGUGGGCAAAGGCUUCGAUGUGGAGAAGAUGUUCUUCCAUUGCUCAUUGACGGGGAGUAUUUGCGAUGUCCACAGCUUGGAGCACCAUGUCCAAGAGCUGGAUAUACUUGCCAAGUCGGCAUAGGUGGUCUUUUCUGCUGUCCAUUGGACGUGGAAGUUGUAGAAGUUGAAGAGGAGACCAAUGUCGAAAAAGAGACCACAACCAUUUCCUCUCCAUCAAUCACAGGAAGAAAGACAGAAAUUUCUUGCAGAGGUUGCUUGGAAAAGGUAACGACAACAACUGAGCAGCCUAUUCCAAAAUGUCCGUUCGCCUUUCGAGAGGCCCGUGCAGAAACCACGGACGAAAUUAGGAAAUGUGUUGGAUUUCUAGAUUUCUCAUGCCCAUUUGGAUACACAUGUCUACCAUCAUCAACGACACCGUCAUUUCUGUGCUGUGCACAAAACACAACAGCUUUGCUUUAA